AUGUCUGAACUAGGUACCAAAUACCAACACUUACAAGGUGAGUUAGAAGAAUUUAUUGUAGCCAGACAAAAACUAGAGACACAGCUACAAGAAAACAAGAUUGUAAACGAAGAAUUUGAUCAAUUGGAGGAAAACACGCCUGUGUACAAGCUAACUGGCAACGUCCUUUUACCAGUCGAUCAAAGUGAAGCCCGUGGUAACGUGGACAAAAGAUUAGAAUUUAUUGAAGCAGAAAUUACAAGGUGCGAAAAGAAUAUAAAGGACAAGCAGGAACAAUUGGAAAAGGUAAGAAACGAUUUGAUCAAACUAAAUAAUGCUGCAGCAGCCACUGGCCCAGACAGGUGA
Messenger RNA from Saccharomyces mikatae IFO 1815, 345 nucleotides. It is a transcript of the gene YKE2, whose product is annotated as tubulin-binding prefolding complex subunit YKE2. The coding region runs from base 1 to 345 and encodes 114 amino acids. Gene Ontology annotation, cellular component: cytoplasm; prefoldin complex. Gene Ontology annotation, biological process: chaperone-mediated protein complex assembly; protein folding. Gene Ontology annotation, molecular function: protein-folding chaperone binding. The record is from RefSeq and is a predicted model, not a curated record. NCBI's taxonomy places the organism in Eukaryota, Fungi, Ascomycota, Saccharomycetes, Saccharomycetales, Saccharomycetaceae. The transcript has a single exon.